Elaeis guineensis (African oil palm) is the source of this 1392-nucleotide messenger RNA. The record is from RefSeq and is a predicted model, not a curated record. NCBI's taxonomy places the organism in Eukaryota, Viridiplantae, Streptophyta, Magnoliopsida, Arecales, Arecaceae.
CCGUUUUUUAAUCAAUCCGCCAUAUAUAUCUCUCCAACCCCUCACCUCUCCCACUCCUCUCUCUCUGCUCUCCUCUUUGCUUCCUCUCCUCUGUCCGGCGAGCUUUCUGGCGAAUACGGCGGCGCUUCGGCCCCUGAGCUCUGGAUUUCAUCGCAACUGGGCUAGCUGGCGAUCGAGAACCACCAGAAGAUCGGCUUCGUUGGGAUCAAACAGAAGAAAGUGAUGGUGGGUCCUAUCAUACGGCGGGGGAAUGAAGACACUCCUCCGCCAUGGCUGAGACCUCUUCUGAAGGCGAGUUUCUUCAUUUCGUGUGAGGUUCAUGGCGAUUCCAACAAGAGCGAAUGCAAUAUGUACUGCUUGGAUUGCAUGGGGCGAGCUCUCUGUUCCUAUUGCCUGGCCAACCACAAGGACCACCAUGUUGUCCAGAUUCGGAGGUCCUCGUAUCACAAUGUGAUCAGGGUGACUGAGGUGUCGAAGUUUAUCGACAUCUCCUGCGUCCAGACCUACAUUAUAAACAGCGCCAAAAUCGUCUUCCUGAACGAAAGGCCGCAGCCGAGGCCCGGGAAGGGGGUGACCAACACCUGCGAGAUUUGCUGCCGGAGCCUCCUGGAUUCCUUUCGGUUCUGCUCCCUGGGUUGCAAGUCUCUUUUUUCUCUCUCUUCUCAGCUUGGAGGCAUGAAGAGAGACCCAGAGCUGACCUUCACCCUGCGUCCCAAACUGAGCCGGGAAAUGCUCCAUGGAUCAGAGUCAGACGAGUCAUCGACCCCUCGGAAGCUCCGAAAAACUCAGGCCUUCAGUCGAGCCAUCGAAGUCCCAUCGAACCCAUCGGAUGAUGAGGCCGGCAAUGCUACCAGCAGCAUCUCUCCGGGGACCCCUCCCAUCAUCAGCUACCGGACUUCCAGAAGAAAGGGUAUUCCCCACCGGGCUCCAUUCUAAAGAUUAGAUGAAAAAUCCUAGAAAAAAAAUAAAGCUAGACAACUGUGAAAAAAUGGUGCAAUAAUAAUAAGAUCAAUAGAAGCUUCUGAAGUUUGUAGAAAGAAAAAAGUCUGGAUACAGUGAAUAAAUGUGGAAAGACACCCAGCAUAUAGGGCAAAGCCAAUGGAGAAAGAACAGAUACGUAGCAAGUAAAAAGAAGGAAAAAAGUCUAUCAUGUCUCCUUUUUUUUGUUGUAAAUAUAGUUAGAAUGGAGUGCUCUCUCUAUUUCUCUCUCUCUCUCUGUUCCCUAAGCUUUAUUGCAUGGAGUGUGUUAUUUUUUUCCUACGCUAUUAUUUUCUUCCUCUGCCAUAUCUAUUCUUUUAUAGUUAGCAGCCUUAGCCGUGUCCUUUGUACGUGUAGUUGGGUUGUGUAAAAGGGAAACCUUUGGGAUGAUCAUAAUCUUAUCUUUUUAUGGUG